Sabethes cyaneus is the source of this 591-nucleotide messenger RNA. RefSeq names its product protein singles bar (gene sing). The record is from RefSeq and is a predicted model, not a curated record. The transcript has 3 exons. Gene Ontology annotation, cellular component: membrane. Lineage: Eukaryota; Metazoa; Arthropoda; Insecta; Diptera; Culicidae. The coding region runs from base 1 to 591 and encodes 196 amino acids.
AUGCCUCCAACCGUGAUUCGCAUGCCGGGUUCUUCCGCUGCCAGUCCGCGUGGUGGAGGUGGACACUUCAACGAGCCUCGCAACCGUGGCAUACGAAUCGGGUGCUGUCGUGUUUGUACCUGUAUAAACUUGGAAUUUUUCAUGUCGAAGAAUGGCAUUCUGAAGAUUUUCGAGAUCAUACUUGGUUCAUUCUGCCAGACGUUGUUGAUACAAUUUGGUAUGGAUUCGGCUAAGGACAUCGGUGAGGCGUUCCACGGAUUUCUAACGACAGCUUCGGCCUGCCUGACGACGACAACGAUUUUACUCCUGUGCUACACGAUUUCGUCCAGGACGUUUCACCUGGUGCGGCAAUCCAUUUUCGAGGUGAUGUACAACGGGAUCUCCUGUUUCCUGUAUCUGAGUGCCUCGUCCUAUAUGGGCUUCGCGGUAAACGUUUGGCUGUAUCCGAAAUUUUUGCUGUUCAAAAACACAGGUGGAAUUCACAGCUCCUAUCCGGCAAUGACAGCAGUUUACUAUAUGGGCACAAUCGUUGGAAUUGUGUACGGAUUGGAUGCCUUUGUAGCAUUUAGAUAUUUAAAAGGAUACACGUAA